Molecule: messenger RNA, 543 nt
Organism: Trifolium pratense (red clover)
Lineage: Eukaryota; Viridiplantae; Streptophyta; Magnoliopsida; Fabales; Fabaceae
Product: transmembrane emp24 domain-containing protein p24beta3-like
Exons: 3
Coding region: 1-543 (180 amino acids)
Biological process (GO): intracellular protein transport; endoplasmic reticulum to Golgi vesicle-mediated transport; Golgi organization
Cellular component (GO): Golgi apparatus; endoplasmic reticulum; endoplasmic reticulum-Golgi intermediate compartment
Source: RefSeq, a predicted model, not a curated record
AUGGAAAAAUUAAUGGAUUGGCUUUCAAAGAUUUGCACUAUUGUGAUAAUUUUGUUAGGUACCAUAAUCUAUCACGCAUUCGCUCUUUCAAUUACUUUACACGAUGUCGAAUGUCUAUCAGAAAAUGUUCUACAUGAUGGUGAUACAGUUUCAGGAAACUUUGUAGUCAUGGAUCAUGAUAUAUUUUGGAGUUCAGAUCAUCCUGGAAUUGAUUUCACUGUGACAUCUCCGGAAGGAAAUGUGGUGCAUUCUUUGAAGGGAACAUCAGGGGACAAGUUUGAGUUGAAAGCCACAAAAAGUGGAAUUUACAAAUUUUGCUUCCACAAUCCUAUUACUACACCAGAAACUGUCUCCUUUUAUCUUCAUGUUGGUCACAUUCCAAAUGAACAUGACUUAGCUAAAGAUGAGCAUUUGGAUCCAAUUCAUGUGAAGAUUGCUGAGUUGAGAGAAGCAUUAGAAUCUAUUAUAACAGAACAAAAGUACUUGAAAGCACGCGAUGCUAGACAUCGAAAUAGUAAGUUGUUCUUCCUCACUAGUAAUUGA